Capronia epimyces CBS 606.96 is the source of this 1560-nucleotide messenger RNA. RefSeq lists its product as uncharacterized. The record is from RefSeq and is a predicted model, not a curated record. NCBI's taxonomy places the organism in Eukaryota, Fungi, Ascomycota, Eurotiomycetes, Chaetothyriales, Herpotrichiellaceae. The transcript has 6 exons. Bases 1 to 1560 code for a protein of 519 amino acids. Gene Ontology annotation, molecular function: monooxygenase activity; iron ion binding; oxidoreductase activity, acting on paired donors, with incorporation or reduction of molecular oxygen.
AUGCUUGAAUCAAUCGUGCCCGUCAUUGCCCAACACUGGCCUAUUGCUCUGGCUGUCCUCGUUGCAAGUCUUCUCCUUCGUAACUACUUCUAUCAUGGCCUCAACCAGUAUCCAGGGCCUGUACUGGCGAGAUACACGGAUUGGUGGAGAUUUUUCGAUGUCUGUGGACGACGUCCUGAUAUCACUCACCUAAGGUUGCACCGACAGCACGGGGAUGUUGUUCGACUUGGGCCCAAUGUUCUCUCGUUCGCGAACCCGAAAGCGUUGAAGACCAUAUAUGGGCUGAACAAGGGCUUUACCAAGUCCGGGUUCUACCCUGUGCAGCAAAGCGUCAGCAAAGGAAAGCGGUUGCCGUCGUUGUUUUCUACCACCGACGAGUCGUAUCACGCGAACCUUCGCCGGUCAGUCAACAAUGCGUUUUCAAUGAGUCAGCUGGUUCAAUAUGAGCCUGCUGUUACCGAAACGGUUGAAGUCUUCCUGGAUCAGACGGACAGACUGUACGCAAAGCCGGACCAAGUCUGUGACUUUGCACAGUGGCUCCAAUACUUUGCAUUCGAUGUCAUUGGACAAAUCACCUACAGCAAGCGUCAUGGCUUCGUGGAGAGGAACGAAGAUAUCGAUGGCAUGGUUGGAUAUCUCGGAAGGUUGUUCUCGUAUGUUGCGCCGAUAGGACAGAUACCAUGGCUUGACCUUCUGUUCUUGAAGAACCCGGUUGUCCUGCUCCUAGACAAACUCGGAGUCAAACUCCUGGCUUUCCCAGUUACCACGUUCGCCGCUCAACGCAUGUCUGAACGACUUUCCGAGAUGGAAUUGCAAGGACGUGAGAAGGGCACGGAGAAGCCGGACCUGUUGUCCAUGUUCUUGAAGGCACAGACCGACCGCCCGGAAUUCAUGACAGACCAACGUGUCUUGACCAUGGCUGUCUCCAUGGCAUUCGCCGGCUCUGAGACCACGGCCAUCAGCUUGGCUGCGUUGUUCUACUAUCUGCUGCGGAACCCGCGGUGCUACGAGAAGCUGAUGCAAGAGCUCAACGAAGCUGUGGCAGAAGGACGGAUUGAGAACCGCCCGACAGGCACGGUGACGUGGGCCGAAGCGCAGAAUCUCCCAUACCUCGACGCUUGUAUCAAAGAAGCCUUCCGCAUGCAUCCUGCAGCGGGUCUGCCGCUCGAGCGAGUGACCCCGCCGCAGGGAAUUGAGAUCGACGGCCACUUUGUCCCGGGCGGGACGAUUGUGGGCUGCAACGCAUGGGUCAUUCACAAACGCGAAGAGGUCUUUGGCUCUCAGGUGGACAGUUACAUACCCGAACGCUGGCUGGAUGCGAGCAAGGAGCAGCUGAAGGAGAUGAAUGGCACGUUGUUCCAAUUCGGCGCCGGGGCUCGCACGUGUAUUGGCAAGAACAUCAGCCUGUUGGAGAUGUACAAAUUGAUUCCUACGUUCUUGAGGCGAUUUGAGAUUCGAUUCGACAACCCCAACAAGGACUGGAAGUUGCACAAUGCCUGGUUUGUCAAGGAACACGACUUCUACUGCCGCUUCCAGGCACGAGAUCUGCAGGCGAGAUGA